CCGCAAUAACUUUAUCACUCGCAGUGACAUACGAACUUCAUCGCGAACAAGUUCGGUUUUCGACAAAGGGAAACGGUGAAAGUUUUUCGAAAGUUUCGCGAGUGCGAGUUAUUUUUUAUUGGUUUUUUCGGAGGAUUUUCGACUAAUAAUAAUUAAAAAUGUGGAAUCAAAUGUUGUUAUUGACGAUGCUCCAGUUGCUCUACGUGUCCAGCAGAUCGAUAGAACCUAUAGAAGGGCCGCUAUGGUUAAAUCGUUUGAACGACAUCCUUCAAGAAUCGAAACUCACAGAGGAAUUUAAAAAUUUGGAUGGUGACGAUAACGAUAUGCCUAUAUACUUUAACGACUCAGAGGAAAGUGAUAUAAAUAUCAAAGAAAAGCGAACAUAUUUGUCUUCAUUGAAAUCAUCGUCGGGAAAACGUGCGUUAUCGAUGUUUGCUCGAUGGGGUCCGCUCAAUACGAUUGGCAAAGACCGGAAACCGAUUAGAAGUGGAUAUCCGCCUCAAAGCUUCGAUUCGAUAAGUACGCAAACAAGAGGCCGGAUGCCCGGCCAACCGCUACGAUGGGGCUAAUCUACUAAGAAAAAAAAAAAAAAAGACUAAAUAAAUAGGAAAAAUGACACAACAUACCAAAAAGGCUUGUUACAACUUUUUGUAUAACCAUCAUUAGACAUAAUUUUGUGCUUAUGUGAUCGUCAACUGAUGUAAAAAUGGAUUUUAUAAUUUAAUUCCAUUUGAAACUAAACUUCCUUUAAAGCAAUAAGUAAGAUCUUAUUAUUCAACAUCACUGAUGACGAUCAUAGAUUGCGGAGCCCUGCGCAUCUUCUAUAAUUAUGUAAAUAUUAUUUGUUCAUCGAAUUAGAAGAUUGGAUUGUCCAAGACCACCCUAAAUAUUAUAAUCAAAUACUUCUUAUUAGAAUUAGGAAUAUCAAAAAAAAAAAUUAUAUUAUUAUAAUAAUAAAUUGCCUGAUGUUAA
Molecule: messenger RNA, 972 nt
Organism: Ceutorhynchus assimilis (cabbage seed weevil)
Lineage: Eukaryota; Metazoa; Arthropoda; Insecta; Coleoptera; Curculionidae
Source: the annotation of a GenBank genome assembly